AUGUCGGCGCUCCAAUCCACGACGCCGCGCGCCGACCAGCCGGCGCGCAAGCGAAAGCGACGAACACGCACCAAGACGGGGUGUCGCGAAUGCCGGCGCCAGCACGUGAAAUGCAACGAGGGCGCCAUCCUCCCCUCGGGGCGCAAGGUCGCGUGCCGGCGCUGCUGGGAGACGGACCAGGCGUGCUUCUACCCGUUCCCGGCGAACGGGUACCCCGCGAGCUCGAACGGCAAGGUCGUCAAGCGCGCAAAGGGCGACCCGGCGCCAGAGAAGACCGUGCCGGAUAUUACGUGGGAGCGGGCCGAGGACGUGUCCGAGUGGGUGGGCAAGGGCGACGACGACGAGGACGGCGACAACGACACGGUGCUCGCUGCUGGGCCGUCCACGUCCCCGCCCGUCAUGCCGCCAGCGCCGAGCAUGGCGCUGCCCCUGUCUAUGGCGCUGUUCGCGCCCCAGUCAGAGCUGUUCGACCCCGCGGUCCACCUGCCCAGCUCGCCGGCCCGGCGCGCCAAGGCGCAUGACCCAGCAACGCUCAGCCCUCUAACCCCGCUCGACUCGCUCCCCCUCCCCAGGUCCAUGGCGGCGCCGGCGUGGACGAGCGUGCGCCCGGCAAUGCUCCGCGACCCAAUGCACGAGUCGUCCGCCCCGGUAAUGCUGCGCCACGCAACCACGGCCGCAGCAGCAGCAGCAUCGGCAGCGGCGAUGCGGGACGCCAACGGCUCCACCCACACGGCGAUGGUGCGGCAACUAGACGCCGCACCCGUCCCCGUCCCGCCGCAGUUCAUGCACGCACACACGCUGAUCGCGCCGCCAAAAGUCAUCGCAAGCUACACGCUGGCCUCGCUGUCCACGUCGGACGCGGACCGCGCAACCGUGUCCUACUUUGAGCUGCAGGGGUGUAACGAGGUGACGUGCGUCUCGAGCCACCGCGACAACUGGAUCUUCACGCAGCUAUUUCCGCGCUUAUUCCAGUCGCUGUCCACAUCGUCGUCUGGGCCGUCGACGCCGGCCAGCGCAGUCAGCAGCAACGGCACGCCCACCCUCCGUGCAUGGCUGCACCACUCGCUACUUCACUUGGCAUACGUGCACCGCGGGAACGUGGAGAAGGAUGCGCUGCAGAGCGCCUUCUUCCUCACCCAGGCGCGCGAGCAUCGGGAUAGGGCGACAACCGCGCUCUUCAAGGCCAAGGUCCUCGGCGCGGAGUUUAGGUCCGACGACUACCUCAUCGGCGUCUUCCUCCGCUGCAUGGGCGAGAUCCUCGACUCGGGCCGGGUACAGGUCGACGCGACGGCCGUGCUCGCGCUCAAGUCGGCGGCCAGCUCGCCCUUCCACGACACGCUGCGCGACCUGAUAAACGUGUACGCGGCGAUCCAGGCGGCCUGUGCGCCAGCCACAGCGGCGGACGCGCUGCCGGCCCUCGAGAUCGAGGAGCACGUCCAGGGCGCAGAGUGGACGGAGCGCACCUUCGGCUGCUCCCGACACACGGUCAAGCUGAUGGCGCGCGUCAGCUCCAUGGUCGCGCGGCGCGCCGUCCUCCUCCAGUCUGGCGCGGACGGGAGCGCACCGGGCCUGCUGCUCAAGGCCGAGGCGGAGGCGCUGGCACAUGACCUCGGCGAUGCAUGGGACUGGGACGAGCGCAACGUUGCGCCAGGGAGCUCGGACCGGGUCCAGCGGGGCAACCUGAUCAUGCGGUACGCGCUGCGCACGAUGCUGCUGUGCGAGAUCCUCGACACGGACCUCGCGGACGAGCGCAUCACGUCCGCGCGGAUGCGCGCAUGUGAGCUCGUGGCCGACUGCGACCCGGCCAAGAUGACGGGCUUCCAGUGGGAGAUGACCGUGCUGGCGGUGUACACGCGGGACCCGUCCGAGCGCGUGCGGGUGCGCAGCUUGAUCCGGCUCGCGCUGGACAUGAGCUUUGGUCCGCAGUACCGCGGCGCACUGGACGUGCUGGACGUGUGCUGGGAGGUGCUUGACGCCCGGGGGUGUUACGAGAAUGGCGUGGCGCCGUGGCGUGAGGCCAUGGCUGCGUUGGGGAGGAAUCUGUGGUUCUAGGCCGAGGGGGAGAGGAGAGGGACACUGCGCUGCUGCUGUCUUUUAUGUUGUAGCUUUUGGGAUGCC
This is a messenger RNA of Vanrija pseudolonga, 2118 nucleotides long. RefSeq lists its product as uncharacterized. Gene Ontology annotation, molecular function: zinc ion binding; transcription cis-regulatory region binding; DNA-binding transcription factor activity, RNA polymerase II-specific. The transcript is spliced from 3 exons. Gene Ontology annotation, cellular component: nucleus. Bases 1 to 2052 code for a protein of 683 amino acids. NCBI's taxonomy places the organism in Eukaryota, Fungi, Basidiomycota, Tremellomycetes, Trichosporonales, Trichosporonaceae. Gene Ontology annotation, biological process: positive regulation of transcription by RNA polymerase II. The record is from RefSeq and is a predicted model, not a curated record.